GUGAAAAGCAAACUCCAAAUAUGCCAAAAUCCAAAUUAAUCUUAAAUCUAAAUGGAUAUUGGUUCAACUUAAUAAGUACUGGAUUUUUUACUGUAUGAAAUUGAAUUCAGUGUGUAAAAAAUAGCAACUUCGAGAAAAGGAUUUUUAUGUUUUAUCUAUUUCACUAUAUUAUCGCUAACAUUGUAGUAAACUACAAUCGAAUUUUAGAAUUUCUAAGUAAAAACAAAACAUAUUACUUUAUUUGAAAAAGAAGCGAAUUAGAUUACGAAAUCGAGAAUUCAUCACAAUGGCUCAGAGUUCACAUGGAGGAAGUCACAGACGAAGUAGAGAUCAUGAAAGUUCUAUGAGAUAUACUAAUACUGACUGGGAAGCUAAGGAAGCACUGUAUCAGCGAGAAUUAGAUGAAGCUCGAGCAAGAGCAACGCAAAUGGAGAAAACAAUGCGCUGGUGGUCUGAUUGCACAGCCAAUUGGAGAGAGAAAUGGAGUAAAGUACGUAAUGAGCGAAACAAAGCUAGGGAGGAAACAAAACAAUUAAAAACAAAAGUAGACAUAAUUACAAAAGAAUUAAAUUUAAUAAAAACAGACAAAAGUGAUUUAGAACAGCAAAUACAAGUCCUGAAAUUGGACAAUGAAAAAUUACUUAGUCUUGGGGAACGUAGGAUUGUUUCAUGUGACUUAUCAACAGAAGAUGGUGUUGAGUUAAGAAAAAAAUGUGCUAUUACAAGUCCAAAUGAAUCAGCCAAACAAAGAGCUUCCCUAGAUUCUCACAAAUUCUCCAAUGUUGAUAAUGUCCUUGCAAACAAAUUAGGUGAGAUGAGAAUACGUUUGGAUGAAACUUUCAAGAAUCUACAAACUGAAAAAGAUCAAAAAUCUUUUUUACUAUCAAAGAUUGAAACCUUGACAGCUGAGUUACACAGUGCCAAAAUGGAGUUAGCACAUAGUGAUAGAACUUUAGGUUCAACAGAUUCUAGUCAUAGUGAAAUUGAGAGGCUACAAAAUGAACUACAGGAUGAAGUAGCUGCGAAACAAGUCCUAGAAGAGAAAAUUGCUGAACUUAAAAUGGAGCUAGAAAGGCUAAAAUCAGAAAAUACUAUACAGUGGAGCAAACGUGAACUAUUAGAAACUGAAAACAUAGCUAUAUUAAGAGAAAAUAAAAAAUUAUAUAGCCAAAUUUGUGAAUUGAGAGAGCAAAUUCACAAACUCAAUAGAAUAUCAGAUGGGAGUAUUUAUGGCAUACCAUAUAAUGAUCAUAAUAAGUUGGAUUCCAAUGUGUUGUACAUCAGGAAGAGCAGUGUUAGCCCAAGAUCCCAUGAGUCGAGUAAUGCCUCUUCAGAGGCCAUUGCUGACGCGAAAACGAACACAUCAGGAGAGGACGACGAAUUGGCGAUAAUUGAAAGAAAUUAAGAACACUAAUACUAUUGUAGAUAAAAAGUAAAUCUUUUACCUAUUUUGCCCUUAAAACUUCUUUUGCUUGACUUAUUAUCUGUCAGUGUGUGUUAUGUUUUUUUUGUAUUUCAUUUCAUAAUUUUGAAGUAGGUAAGUAUUUAAUAGUUUAUUUAACUAUUUAUUAUAAAAUCUGAUAAUUUCGUAUCAAUGUGAUGAAAAGGUAUAAACUGCAUUUAGUUCAUUUUCACAGUAAUUAGACAUUCCUGACACAAUCUUAAAACAUGUUUGCUAUGUUACCUUCAUAGAAAGAUACUAACUACCAAUUACCAUUGACAUGCUAUUGGCAACUAAUAUAUCCAUAUUAAAAAUGUGACAGCUCUAAAUGUAAGUAAAUAAAUAAGUCACAGUAAAUUAAAAAUAUUUUUCGUUUCUAAAGGCCGAUUUACAUUAUCUUAGUGUUUAGGAUAGUA
This is a messenger RNA of Pieris napi, 1857 nucleotides long. Its product is annotated as coiled-coil domain-containing protein 102A-like. The transcript has 2 exons. Lineage: Eukaryota; Metazoa; Arthropoda; Insecta; Lepidoptera; Pieridae. Bases 287 to 1405 code for a protein of 372 amino acids. The record is from RefSeq and is a predicted model, not a curated record.